This is a messenger RNA of Sander lucioperca (pikeperch), 4082 nucleotides long. RefSeq names its product consortin, connexin sorting protein a (gene cnsta). Gene Ontology annotation, biological process: positive regulation of Golgi to plasma membrane protein transport. Bases 271 to 2727 code for a protein of 818 amino acids. The record is from RefSeq and is a predicted model, not a curated record. Gene Ontology annotation, molecular function: connexin binding. The transcript has 13 exons. NCBI's taxonomy places the organism in Eukaryota, Metazoa, Chordata, Actinopteri, Perciformes, Percidae. Gene Ontology annotation, cellular component: plasma membrane; transport vesicle; trans-Golgi network.
AAUCACGUACUGACAGUGUUGAAACAGAAGGUGGCGACAGUGCAUCCUGCGCCCACCAACCAACACCAACAGCUCACAGCAGCAGGCCUGAUGACAGCAGCUGUAGCAACGACCCCUGACUGUUGGUUACACCUACAGUCAUUAACGUUACAACAAUAUCCACAGCAAAGUGUCUAAUGCCCGAGUUUUUACCGUUCAGUCAACCCUUUUCAGCCGCUUGAAUAAGGGCUUGUCAAAUAGGCGGCGCUGACCUUGUGAGGGUGGUGCCAGAUGGAUCAUGGGGGUCAGCUUGAGAGGGAGGGCAGAGUAAUGUCACAAGUUCAGGUGGGCGGGGUGGACCUCUGUGAUAACCUUCCCAACCCUGAAGUUCUCACUGCCCAAACUCGCAAUCUCAACCAGACAAACACGCUCACAGAGAUUCAAAGUCUCUGUCCUUCACAAAAUGAAGAGGGAGGAGGGAUCAUCCAAAAAGCCCCAGUCAACAACCAUGGGAAGGACAUCGAGAAGGAGCAUGGAAGAGGCAGAGAGGAGGAUGAGGAAGAAGACAUUGAUGAGGUGAUGAAGGAAGAAGAAGAAGAGGAGGAAGAGUCAGAGGAAUCAAGCUGUCUAAUUCGCUGCCAGUCUCCAGACACUCCCAUGACUGAUUCCUCCUAUUCAGAAACCGGCAGUCUGUUGGACACUCCGUAUGCUUUCAGCCCUGGGACCAGUCCAGAGCCUACAUCUCCUGUCAUUCCGGUGGUCAGUCCGGAAACAGCAUAUCCCACCAGUCAAGUGGAAUUGAGCCAAAGUGACGUCAAAGUGGACUCUCAUAAUACUAAAUCAGUUGCUUCCACCACAGGGUCCAUUACACUGGGACCCCCCUUCACCACAGGGCCUAUAGAUUCUACUGCACCUGCUAUAACCUCAGACACCAGGCCUACCAGCCCACCUGGGCCUACAUGUAUAACAGAAGCUACAGACAGGAUAGCAAAAAAUACCAACUUCACUACAGAUCAUGUAACCUCCUCCACAGAGCCCGUCUUCAACCAGGGGCCCACAAGAGCCAGAGGCUUUGCCAGCUCAACUGCAGAGACAUUUACAGUAACUGCUUGCACCACACGGCUUAACACUUCUGUUGCUUCCACCCAUAUUAGUGCAACAGGACCAAUAACGUCAAAUUGGGAACACCUUACCUCCACACCAGUGCCCACUUGUUUCUCAGUCUCCAGCUGUGCCACAGGGCAUAUUCCAAGCCCUACCCUGCUGGAGUCUCUGGAGGAGUUGGCACAAAGAGGAGAUGACACUCACCUACCACAGUACCUUCACCAGAUUGCCGAGGCCUUUGUCCUUCACGAAGACUACCAGCGGGCAUUAUGGUGCAUCCAACUAGAGAGACUCUAUCACCAGAGAGUAUUGGACAACCUGAAUGCACUACAAGAACAGUGGGAAAGUCAGUGUAGAGGUUCUUUCUCAGACCUGGCAACCCAACAUCUGGACAUUCUUAAAAACAUCUGCGAAACGCACAGUCGACCAGGAGCUAGAGAUGCUGUGUGUGCAUCUCUGGACCUUUUGAGGCCUGCAUUUGAAGAAGGUGGCACACUGCCUUCAUGUACCUCAGCCCAUCAGGAUGACAAAGGGAUAGAGCAGAGAGCCGGUGACUCCUCCUGUUCUCAAAACAGCCAUUCCUUUAAUUUGACUGAAUUUGUCAAUUCCCCUGAGAUCUCCAAAAAGGACAAGGAAGACCCAAACUGGGAAGUAGAGGGGAAGGACUGUUUCUAUGGAGAUCAGCUGACUGACAAGCAAGGCAGUGACAAAGAGGGAGGAGAAGCAGAAGGAGUGGAAGGAUACACCAUUUCAGUCAUAGGAAAUGGACUGCACCCCUCUACAGCUGGAGAAAUGGAUCAGCCCAAGCCUGCAGAGCAGCAGGGAGGAGAUUUAGGUCCUGCACAGGAAAAGGAGGCAAAAAGAGGCGAAGAGGAGAGGGACGUGGCGGAGGCAGCUGAGACUUUGGAGAUGCAAGAUGAGGGAGAUGGAGAAGAGGAGGAGAAGGAAAGAGACUCUCCUCUAUGUCGGAAAACUCUCCUAGUGGAGACUCUGGUCAGUAGGGCAAAGGUGGAGGUACAACAGUUGCACCAGGAAGCCCUAGCUGAGGAGAAGCUACAUGAAGAGACCCAGGAGUGUGCUAAAACCUGCCUCCACCAGGAGGCCUGCCUUCCUCAGGAGGCUCACAUGAAGCAGCAGGAGCAGGUGGAAGAGGGGAAGGAGGAGGAAGAAGAGGAGGAGGAGGAGGAAGAAGAGGAGGAUGAGUACGAAGUUGAGCAAGUUGACAUCAUUAGAGAAGCUGCCUCACUGGACGACAUGGCUAAACUCAUCACUGUAACGGAGAUGUCUCCUGCCUCUGGCCUGGUUUCCAUAUUGAAGAAGCGGCGAGUUUGUGUGGACAACAUGAGUGUGUCUGCCAGCUCAGAGCCCCGAGACGACAACAUCCCUGCCAAAAGACGCGUCCACUUCAAAGUCCCUGAAGAUGGCUAUGAGCAUGAUGUUGGCGGUGGAGACUCCUGCCUGCUUCUCAUCCUGCUGUGUCUGGUUACCGUAGUGAUCAGUGUGGGUGGCACUGCCCUUUACUGUGCUCUGGGCGAUGCCCACUCCUCAGUCUGUCAGGACUUCUCCAGAAAUGCAGACUUCUACAUGGGCCAGAUACAGCACGGGAUAGCUCAGAUCCAACAUUGGUUUGCCCCCCGGUCAUAGCAGUAAAGAGUUUGUCAACAUUGUGGAGCCACUGGCCUUACUGUUUAUCACUGUGGGCUCCAGCAGCCCCUGCUUCUUCCUGGGACAAUGUUUUCUGAGGUAAUGGUACCAGGUAGCUGCUCAAUCCCUGCCAAUGUGGAGCAAGUGGCUAUUAUGCUGCCUAAUUGGCUAAAUGAUUAUAUCAGAUGCAGUUGGUAUUUGUAAGCCUGCUCUACUGCAUUUUUAAUGCUCUUUGAAUACAAUCUUUAGGGUUCAUUGAGCCUAAAAGUCAUAGGUCAGAUGUCCCUUUACAACAGUAGUUUGAAAGGGUAAGUAGAGCGAAGAGAGAAAGAGGAUAGAAUGGAGACUGCUUAACAGUAGAGCAAGAACUGACCUACACCCAUCUCAACUCUGCCCAGAUUAAAGGUUAUAACAUUUUAAGCUAAAUUUAGAAAGUGUCAUAAUGAACUAGUUGAGAGCCGCGCCACACAUUCACUGUCAACCAGUGAUAGUUUUAAAAGCCCCCGGUAGAUGAAUCAACCAUGACUGGAAACUAACUUUCACUGACUUCUCCAAUACUCGACUCCUUCUGUUAAGAAUAAGAACAAAGUAAUAACAGCUGCAACUCACAGAGAUGUAAAAAAGUAUGUAUAAUGUAUAGUUUGUUAACUAGGGGGCACAGAGAUGCUCUCUAAACACACACUGCACAAAGGGGAAGUGGCCCAGUGGGCAUUCACUGCUGCAACCACUAGUGUUGCUUUUAUUGUUGACUUUUUAAAAAUCGCAAAUGAAAUUUUAAAAACGAACAUACCAUUCUUUGUUCUACUACUUGGAAUGAAAUCAUUAUGUCUUAAUCAACCUUUGAAUGAACAUUUGGAGUUUAAUGUUAAACUUUGCUUUGUGUCACCUCUGGGGCAUUUAUGUAUCAUUCACAUUUGACACGAGUGUCCUGUCGCUGCCCUUUUCUGUACAACUUUUUGCAGUGAGCUGACAUGGCAGCCACUGGAGACUAAAAAUCCAAACUAUCCGUUAAUGGGUUUUAACGAGCUAGAUUAAGCUUUGUGUAGCAUAUGCAACAUGGACAGGAAAACAGUGCACCUCUGUAUAUAUUGUCAGAAGAAUGUUUAACAUGUUGCACAUAAGACUGGUACGAUUUUUUUUAAGAUAUUGCAAUAUUUCUACAGGAACUGUUGUGUUGGUCCUGGACUAAAUGCAAGGCUGUACAUGAUUUGAUCAGAAACAAAAAAAUCCAUUUCCACAAACGGUUUCAGGUUCAGUAUGAAAAGUUCAUGCCAGUGAACAACAGUUAUGCACAGAUAACAGAACAGAAAAUACUCAACUUAAGCGGGUCUGGCUAGGUAUGGAAUAUUUCUGGA